This is a messenger RNA of Xyrichtys novacula (pearly razorfish), 21808 nucleotides long. The record is from the annotation of a GenBank genome assembly. Lineage: Eukaryota; Metazoa; Chordata; Actinopteri; Labriformes; Labridae.
ACGUUAGAGCAGGCGGCUAUCACUGCAGUGCAGUAGCCAACCAGCAACUAGCUAGCCAACUUGACUACUCACAGAGAAAAAUGGAUGAAAUGAUGAUACAUGUCAACGGGUAGGUUAAUUAUUGAUACACAGGCCGUAAGAUUUCAAUGUCCGCUGUUAGAUAGGAGUUUUAAUUUUGUGUUUGUGUUUGUGUUCAAGAGUCUCGUCCGCGUUGUCCUGUGCCUCCGCUUUGCUUACAAACCUGUAAUAAACCAACUUAGCACAACUUAGCCUGAUAGCUAACCUCUCCAUUCACCAGCCUGUGUUAUCUAGUAGCUGGAUAACUUAGCAUUAGUGAGCCGAGUUAACAGACAACUUAAACAUCCGUGCUGUUGUCUGUCACCGAGGCUAAAGCAGCUAAUGUGGCUUUUUUGUCAUUGUCUGAACGGCUGCAUCCUCACAGCUUUCAUACUGUAUGUGUUUUUAACAUUAUCUACUGUGUGUAUAACCAAGAGAAUUAGAUAUUACAUCUAAAACCUGCAAAUCAAAACGAAGCUUCAACACCCAGGAGACACAGGUUAUUAUCAUGAGAAAAAAAAAAAAAAAAAAGAGAACAACGCAGACAAGGAAGUGGAUGUCAAUGCGAGAUAUUUACACACCAGAUCAGCUCUUAAUGUGUUUAUAUUUGGCUCUGUUUUUCUUUGGCUGUCUCCUGGUUGUUCAGAUCAGAUGUAGGUCACAGUCUAGGAUGGAUGGAGUUUCUAUUCUGCCCCAAUAACUGUGUGAUAACCUGACUCUUGUAGGACAAAAAGUGUUUUUUUAUUGAGUACAGAAAUGAAAAUGAGCUGCAGGAAUAUAGGUGUUAAAACUCACAUGUUAGGGUUAAAAUAGAAGAUUCACCUUUUUUACUGUCACUCCUCAUUUCAUAAAAAAUUCAUAAAUUCUGCCACACCAGUCUCCUGUAAGAGAGCUCACAGGUUUAAAGGAAUAUUCUGGCCUAAAAUUAAUUUAGGGUCAAACACACCGUAACACCGAGUUAGACACCCCGUCUAGACUUUCUUGUGAGCCGGACUACAGCGGGGUGACGCAGCUCAAGGAAGAACAUUUAUGAUCAUUACUUUAUCAUUUCCUUAAAGUAAUAAUCACCAUAUUAAUCAUUUUGCACUGCAGACGCAGAAGUUCUUCUGCCUUAGUGUCUCGGUCUGAUUGCAUUUCCAUGAAGAAAUGAUCAUAAAUGUUCUUCCUUGAGCUGCGUCACCCCGCUGUAGUCUGUAAUGGACUGGCCUCUGGUCUCGCUACAAACAAGCGGCUGCUAGAAGAGAUUUGGUGAUUUGUGUUCAGUGUCUUUGCUAAAGAAAUUAGGCAAAGUUAAAAAGAUGUUUGGUGGCUAGAACUAUGGCUGGGACCCUAUAUGUACUGUUGAUGAAGUUAGGUGCUGUUCUGAGCAUUAUUUGUGGCUAUAGAGUGGUGUUUUGGUUGAGGUUUGUAUAUGACUCCUGUGUACUGCUAUCCUGCGGUCGUUACUAAAGUUGGUAUAACUAGAGAAGCAAGCGGUCUGCAACAUCUCUCAAAGGGGUGUCUAACUUGGUGUUAUGGUGUGUUUGACCCUAAAUUAAUUUUACACCAGAAUAUCCCUUUAAGACAUAUUUUUGUCAUUGCCUUACACAGUUUUCCAAGUAAGCACAAACAACCUAAACUCCUAAAAAGUUUGGCAGCUGUGUAAAAUGUUAAUUAAGGAAGAAUUCAAUAAGUAGAAAUCAUUCAGUCUGCAUAUAAUUUGAUUUAUAAAACAUCAUGUCAGAUGUUAAAACUGAAAAAUAUUUUGUUGUAUAAAAAUUAUACGUUCACUCACUACAAAUUUGAUGCCAGCGCUUUUCGAAAAGUGUAAUCAGAGGCGAGUUUGUCAUUGUGUUUUGAAAUUGUUACUUUUUCUUUUAGCAGCGCUCUUGAAACUGAGAGGAGCAGUUCCGGGCGUUAUGAAAGUGAAAUAUUUUCCUGUUAUUGUCUGGUAUAACUUCAGCAGUCCAACAGUUCAGGGUCGUCUUUGUCACAGAGACAGGGACAGACUCUUCUCCUACAGAGCCAUGCUACUGUAAUCCCUGUUGUCAGAAUGUGGUUUGUUAUUGUCUUGCUGAAAUAUGAAGGUCUUCUCCUGAAAAAGUCAUUGUCUGGAUCGCAAAAGAUUUUGCUCCUAAACCUAGAGAUAUUGUUUAAAACUGAGAACACAGAAUCUAUUAUUUCCAAUUCUUCAUUGAAAGGACAACUGGACUUACUUGCAAGUCCGGUAAGUCCUUUCUAAGUCUAUGUCUGGAUGUUCACAGAUGUGGAAGAUAGCCAUGACAUCAGGGAUGCUGGUUUUUGAAGUGUGUGCUGUUAACAAGCUGACCCAGAGAAGGUUCUGGAUCAUGUUUGUAUGUAGUUCCCUCGGUGUGUGUUGCAGAACCUGCUUUUGUGGAUGCAGAAGAGAAUCAUGAUCACAGACAGUGAUAUUAAGCCUAUAUAGUGGGUUUCACAUAUGUUGUCUAUUACAAGAUUUAAAGCAUUUGCAAACCACCAAAGUCUGCAGUCAAUAUCGGCAGUCCGCAGAUAGGAAAAUUCUCUCUAUGUACAGCCGAUAAGAUGACUCAAUUAUGUAUGCCAACAUUGAACCUCAACAUGUCAACAGACAGCAGAUGCAUCACAGAGUGUCUAUAUUUGAAAAAGAAACAUGUCAAAUACGGUCAAGUUUGUCUUGUUUUACGUCUGUUUCAAAACAAACACACUAUGAUAGACUGUAAGCAGGUAGAUUCUCCUACAGGGGAGACGAUGUUAAAAUGAGGAAAAGUUUGAAAGAGUUUGAAAAUAUCUGUUUAUUCAGUCGUGUGUAUCCUUAAUUGUUGUGGCAGCUGCUUAACAGGUUUGUCUGUACAAACAUCAUAUUUCCCUCAUCACUUAUCGGAGUGUCUCUUGUUCCCCCUCUCUUUGUGUCCAGCUGUCAGACUGAUCCCCCCUGCAUGGGCCCAUAAACAUGUCCACAGAUGACAGUAUCUCUGAGGAUGUGUCCAGCUCGGGGGCUUUGAGCCACUGCCAUGCCAGUGCAGACGGGGAUGGGGGAAAGGAGAGCGAGACCUCUCUGGUGUCCUCUGAGGGGACAUCGGCCUCUGGGCUGGCUGUCUCAGAGGGCAGGCACACAACCUCCCAAACAACAGGAGGCACUGUGGAGAGCAGGCCCGUGGACAUCACACCAGCAUGCAACAAGAUCAGGUGAAGUAACUGUAAAACACUUUAAUGUGGCUCUUCUCCAACACAGAGGUCAUUCAAAGUUGCAAAAGCAAAGAGAUUAGAAUAUUCCACUUAAGAUGUUAUAAAAGAUUAGUAAACUGAAUAAAAUGAUUAAAAUUUACUUCGAUUUUUCGUGAAUUUCAUACAAAUUCGAAAAAAUAUGUAUGCUUCCUUUUAUGUUUUUUCAUAUUUUACAACUCUAAAUAUGUGAUUAAUUGUAGUAUGGUUUUAUUAUAGGAGUCUAUGUCUGAGCACGGAUGAAGCGUUCCAACAAGGGAAGAGCCUCCCAUUCAUCAACCCCAGCUCCCUGGAGACCCUGAGAGCUUUGGUGCAGGAGAUCCAGAGUAGCGGAGAGACAGACCCCGAGAUCUGGAAGGACUGUGAGGUGGGAGGAAAAAAAAAACGCUCUACAUUUUCCUCAGAAAUGCAAAAGUGCUUGUAGUGUGUGUAAAUACACGCUGAUUCUGUAGAAAUAAAAGUUGGGGUGAGCUUCUGCUGCUGUUGUGGCUGCAGCAGCCUCGUUUUGUGCUGUCAGACUCACACCUGACAGUGAGACACACACACACACACACACACACACACACACAUAGCACAGUGCAGCUGAUCUCUUCAGACACAGGAUUUGAUUUGCAGGGAACAGACAGCUGUGAUGUGCUGCAACACAAAGACAGCUCAGUGUAUAGAUCAUCAGACUGCAGACUGCUGAGUCUGCACACCUGAUCUUUAAGAUGCCCUUCAGAAUUAAAGCAGUCCAGACCAAUUCCUCUUAGAUCUCUAUAUGACACAGAGAUGAGUGGAUGCACCCUAAUCAAGGCCCUGCACAGCUGCUGCACUCAGCUCAGCUCGGCAUGUAUGCAAAUCUAGUUAAAGGGCACAAGUUUAAGGUUAUAUUUCCUCCACAGUAAGCUCAUGAGCUAAAUCAGGAGAACAUAGUUAAUGCGCAUGGUUCUAUUUGCAAACUCAGACAUGUUCACGCACGCUGGGCUGCACCAAGACUGCCAUGUGGGCUCUCAUGGGGUUACCAGUGAAUGAUGAAGUAAACAUUAUGUGGACUCUUGUGGCCCUUGGGAUGCAGAAAGUGCAAAUUGGCCUCAACUGUUUUUUUUUAAUGAACAUAAAACACUGAGAGACAAAAGAUUCAGAAAGUGUAAUUUAACAUAACUAAGGCUUAAAAAUAUUCUACUUUUAGGUUUCACACAAAAUAAUCCCUUAGAAUUUGAGGCCGGUAUCACCUGCAGGAUAUUUUACUCCCUGUAUAAUCUGAUCUCUCUGCAUAUUCUGGUGUGUGUUGUGCAUGUAGAAGUACUAGUUCCUCCAUUUGGUAGUUUAGGAUCAGAUAAAAGGCAAAUUAGGAGCAUGAGUGUGCAGAGAGAGGCUCAUGCUUUACUCUGAGUGAUGACUGUGCGUGCUGGUAACUCUGUUUUUGCAUUUUUCUGCAAAAGGGUCGAUGGUUGCAUCUGUUUCAGCUGGUUGAGAAGCAAUACCAGGAGCAGAUACUGGCUCAGCAAGAACAAUACCAGUGCCAAAUUCAGGUGAGUCAUGUCUUAACAAAUGAACGAGCUUAAAAUACAUGUAUACCGGCUCCAACCAUCAUGUGUUCUCUUCAGCUGAUUCAGGAUGAGAUCAAGGCUCUGGUUCAACUCCAGAACCGGCAGGCCUGCAUCCAGCCACACACAGAAUUCUCUCCGACUUCAGUGACCAAAACGACGGCCAACACAAAGGACUAUAUUUUCCCACUCCUCUCCACCGAGUGCAAAAACUCCAAACACGUGGCCAGUGACAACGACAGCCUGGCAGCCCCCGCACUCACACCCUUUAGCUCCCCGUCACCUCCUCUCCAGAGAUCAGAGACGGCCAACCAGGGCGAGGAGCGGGCGACCACGGUGCUCAGCAGCGGGUACGGGACUCUGACUGCCUGGGAAUCAGCUCUGGAAGCUGCUGGGUCUCCAGGGAACGAUGAGGAUGGUACCCAAGUAAGGGAGAAGCAUCAGUGGUCCCCAAACUUCCAGGAAGACACAGAGACGGUUUUGGUUGGCUGUCUGAAGGAUUUUCCAGAUGAGAAGCUUCUCAGAGUGGAGGAAGCGAACACAUCAUUGUACCAGCAGAGAGCCUCUGGGUAUGUCUGAGCUCUUUAUAAGAAACCUUAUCAGCAGAUCCUGAUAAUAGGCCUUCAAAAGACUCAUUAACCAAGGCCUGCUGAAACAACUCUCCUACUCACCAUGUGCAGUUCUGUCGGCUGCAACAAGGUUUUGCAAAAUAUCAGACCAAAGCUGACAGGAAAUUGACCCAGUGAGCUCUUUUCUAAUUUCAUCAAUCAAUUUAUCAGCUGCAGCUGCUUUUCCAGACUUAGUUCAAUGAUUUCUUUCACCCGCUGUAGCCGAUGGUUUUUCUGCUUCUGUGAAUCUGAUAGAAACUGUUCGUAUUUUCAGCGGUUUUAGAAGAGAUGCAUACAGAUGAUCAGCCAAUUAUGUACAUGAGCACUCUGCAUGGCUCCUGUUUAAGAAGCAGAGUGGAGGAGUGAGGAUAUGAAAGCUAAACAGUUCACUACUGUUGCUAAGCUGUUAGAUGUCAAUUUGACUCACUGAAAAAAAUCCCAACUUAAGGUCCUUAACCACCGGGAACAACGCGAAUAUACGACGCAAAAUUACCAAAUAUUUGGAGGAGAAUUUUGACGCGCCUCACUAUACACAUUAAAUUGCGAUGCGAUUUUGCGACUUCCCGGGGGGAAAAAAGACGCAUCCCGGGUGGAAGCGAGCAGACUGAGUGUUUUUCUGUUCUGAUUAGACACUAGUGUUGAGAUGACUGUCUGUCAUGAUAGCAUGUACUGAGUCAGGGCCAGUACCAGAUAAGCACAUUAAAUUAUAAUCCAUAAACGUAAGGUAACAACCGAGACCUAAUGGUGCUGUGACAGCAACGCUGUGAUUGAGUUUGACAGUGAAAAUACAUAUGGUAUCUGAUGCUAUGACUCUCCACAAGUUGUCCUUCAGGUUGUUAUCUUUGUAAUAUUUGUGUUUUUUAUCACAAAGCUCUCUGUUCUCCAACACAGAAACGAUCAGCCGGUCGGCCAUGUUCGAUAUAACGGUGAAUCUGAUGUCGCAAUAAUCUGAUUGGUCAGAAGUGAACACACAGUACGCGAAACUUUAGAAAAAUCAACCGUGAUGCGAAAAAAAAAAGCCGCAAUAUCACACAAUGGGAAAACGUCGCUAAUGUGAACGCUUGCAUUGACUGGAUACGGGUUCGAAAAAAAAUAUUGACGUCCGAAAUAAUCGCACAAAAAAACGCUCCCGGUGUGUAAGGACCUUUAGAAAUGAAAACAUAUUUUAUAAAGUGUCUGUGUGUAAAGCUCUUGUGAGGAACUUUUCAUUUGUGUUGACAUUGGCACCCCCUCUGGACGAAAACAGCUUUCAGUAGUUUUCUCCUGUACAGUCUCAUCUCAUCUUUCAGACAUUUGAAGUAACUUGUUUACGAUCUUAAUUUCUUCUUUAAUACAUAAAGAGUCAUCACUUUUAGUUUGGUUGUGUUUCACGACCAGCUCAAAACUCUUCAGAUGAGCUUUAAAUCUGAAUUUAUUGCAUUGAAGAGGACUUUUUAAUUCUUAAUGAAGCAUAAACCCAGAAGUGUGCUCUUUAAUUUUUAUUUAUUUCUCACACUUUUGUGAUGAUUUUGUUUAAAUAUUUCACACUAUAAUCCAUUAUUGAAUAGAUUUCUCAUAUCAUGCAGGGCUAUUGUCAGCCCAUUAUUGUGUUUUCUAUAGUCUGCUCAUCUGAAUGUUCCACAGACAGAGCUGAGAGGAUUGUGAACAAUUGAACUAAACUGUCUCUGUAUGAUGCGAUUAUCACAGAUUUACCCCCGGUUCAGUUUCUGCAGUAUCUGCUCUGAAACAAAAACUCUAAUUCAGAUAUAUAUAUUUGUGAAAGCCCCAUGAUUGAUGUAUCGGCUCCUCUGAACCCUGACCUGCUCUGUUGACAGCUCCAGUCAGCCUCUGACCUCCUGGGCCCAGCGACAGAAACUCAGGCCCAAGAAGAGCAAAGCAGGACACGCUUCAUCUCAAAUCCUGGAGCACCAGGAGCAGCCUCAUGGCCUCAGAGAGCCGCCCAAACAGACCCCCACUGAGAGCUUAGACUGUCAGGACCAGGUAGGACUCAGAGAGCACGAACAGCUGCUCCUCUGGGACAAACACACUUUAACAGGGAUGGUCAAAUCUCUGCUCAGAGUCUGUUUUGUUCUCAAUGGGUUUGUAUGUUGUGCUUGUCCUUAUUAUGCCCCCUCUGCUGACUCUAAUCCACUCAUCUCUAUUGCAUUUCAGCAGAGAGCAGGCGGGCCGUCAUCCAGCUCUUUCCCCCUGAGGAGGAGUGACAGCCUGAUGUCUGAGGCAUCAGGUAACAAUUCACUGACUCAGACUAACACACAACAGCAGCAACGAGGCUCAGCCAGUGUAAAGAAAUCACCGACACUAUCGCUGUAAUUAAAUAAACAGAGCAAAACACCACAGCCUCCGGAAAAGAGGAAGCUCAGCUGUAGUUACCACCAGGGACAGUCAGGUGGUGCUGUUGGACCAGCAAGGGAUUUUGUAUAAAACCAAAGUCAAUGUGAAAGAUGAAUGAAAAAUAGAGUUUAAAGUUAUUGUGUUGAAACAUGAUCACAUCAGGCGUCAUUGUCUCCCUGUCGCAGGUCUGACGUAUUGGCGUCUGAAUGAGAGCGAGCUGUAUCACCCUCUGCCCGACAGUUUUGACAGCGGUGCCUACCUCCUACUGCAAGAGGCCUCCAUGAGUCUGGUGAGUACAAACCUCUGCUCUGAUUUCAGACCAGUCAUUAAAAGUUAAUGUCACAUAAGCUCAUGGUAUUAUUAUUAUUAUAAAUGUACUGUGUAAGUAUUAACUGUUCACUCUUAGUUUUACAGUCACACUCAGAGCUUUAGGGUGGAGGAAAACUGACAGACCUGUCCUCCUUUGGCGCUUAAUACAUUCCUGCUUUCUAUCAUUGAACUUCCUUUGCAGAGCUUUUGUCUCCCCCUACUGGCGGUGAGAAGAAUUGAGCAAACAUGGCUUUCUUUUCAGGUUUUCCUUUUCGUUUGGCACCUCCUAACAAGGAUCACUUACUCCUUCUGCCUCUUUUAUACAGACCCUGAUGCAUCUGUCUCUUUGAUUGGUCGCUCCUCCUUUUAGAUCCAGAAAAGUAAACACUGCUGUUGUGUGUUUGUGUUUUCUCUCCCUCUAAAUGUCUCAUUUCCAUCCCUUCAGACCCCAUCUCAGGAGCCCCGGCUGUCCCUCAAAGAGAUCUAUCAGAACAAGCAGAGGACAGACUGUAAACGCUCAGACUGGGAGGGCUCUGUCACCUCCAGUCCAACCUCACCUCAGGUACCUCACACGGCUCUGAAGAGUCUCUCUUCUCUCCGCUCUGGUGUCCUCUGUUAGAAAACUGAUCGCUCUGACUGGCCAUUCUCAGCUUGAUGAUUUUAACUGGACCAGAACCUUUCUACGGGACCAGAGGCUUUUAGAGAUUCUGUGAAAAUAAAGAAAGAGGUCAAAACCUUGUAGGAGGAUACGGAGGAUAAAUGGCUGAACAGAUGAGGCUGAGAUCAUUUUUUUUUUUAAUCUCUCAGAGUCUCAAACUGAAAAUUCGAUUCAUAGUUAGAUAAAGUUUGUCUCUGUUUGUGUGUUAAGUUUACCUGAACUGAGUCAAAAGUCAAAAGACUUAUUUCUCUUUUCUUUUUUAGUUAUUUUGUUCGUCUGUUUGUUUCUUUCUUCCUCUUCUUAUUCUCUUUCAUUCUUCAAUCUUUCUAAAAAUUAUUCUUUCCUUCUUUUUCUUUCUUACUUCAAUUUCUUUAAUUCUUCACUAAUCUUUGUUUUUCUUUUUUAUCAUCCAUUCUCUGUUCAUUCUUUCUUUCUCUCCUUUUCUUUUCCAUCAUUCCUGUCUUUGCAAAGCUUUAAACUUUUUGUAUUCCCCUUUUAUCUCUGUAUAUUUUCCCUCUUUUUAUUCUUUCUCUAGUUUUUUUUUUAUUUCAUUACUUCUUUUUCUGUUCUAUUAUUUUUCUGUCUGUAAACUUUUUUCCUUUUGCCUCAUUCUCCCAUUUGUCUUUUUCGUUUCUUUUCCCUUUCUUUCUUUCUUUCUUUCUUUCUUUCUUUCUUUCUUUCUUUCUUUCUUUCUUUCUAUCUUCUCUUAUGUUUUUUCACUCCUUUUGUCCUUCUCUCUGUUUUCAUGUCUCUCUUUCAUUCUUUUUUCUUUCUUUCUUUUCUCUCUUUCUAUUUUCUUUUUUCACUCCUUUUGUCCUUCUCUCUCUGUUUUCAUGUCUCUCUUUCAUUCUUUUUUCUUCUUUUUUCUCUCUUUUUAAUUCCUGCCAUUCUUGCUUUAUUCUUUCCUUGUUUUCUCAUUUUUCUGCCUUUCUUUCUUUUGUUUUGGCACUUUUUUACGUUCAUUUCUUUGUUUCUAUGUAUUAUUCUGAUUUAUUCUGAUAAUGUGUUUAGUUUUUAUCCCGGGUUUCUUCUGAAACAGGACAAAGUCUGAGUUUAUAAACACAAAAACACAGCUAAACUAAACUGUUUAGUUUUUUUCCUGUUUUAGGACUUAGACUUUCUUUAUUUGUCAUUGCACAGAAUAAAACACAGCAGUGAUUUCUCUCUGCAAUAAAAUGUCGUUGCUUGGCUUCCAUAUCACAGCAUGAUGGUGUUUAAUUUAAUAUACAGAAAACAAUAAAAACUAAGGGUAAAAAAGCAGCAUGGUGAGUAAUAUUGCACUCUCUGGAGGUAGAGUGGUAGUGGAAUAAAAACCAAAUAAAUAAAAGUAUAUAUAAAAAGAUUUCUGUUCUUAAGAUCAUCCUUUAAAACACUGAAAAAUCAAAAAUAAAAGAAUAAAGUCAAUGAUGACAGCUGUCACUCAGAGUUCUUCUUCUUCUUCUUCUCUGAUUCGUUGUUUGACCUCCAGGUGUUGACGUUGGACCCUGCAGCGAACCAGCGACACUCAGAUCGAACCUCUGGCUUCACCUCCCCCUCCCACUUCAGCAGCCCCUCAUUUGCCGCUCAUCCCCACCUCUACCCCCGAGUGGGGACCCCUGUGACCCCCGACAGUAUGGUGGAGGGCAGCCCAAAUCCAGGAGACACAGACUGCAUCUCUGACACCUCCAGUGUUUCGGCUAUGGGACCCUCCCCGCCCAAAGUUCAGACCAUGUGGGGGAAACCAGUCCAGUCUACCUCCCAGGACCAGACUCACACAUCCAGCCAGCAGCAGCGCAGAGCCAGUGCCCCCUUAGCCAGCGAGGAGGAGGGCAGCCACACCCACACCAGCACCCUGAAGCCGGGAUCAGCCUCUGGGUCAUCUCUGAGACCUGCAGUCAGUCCACACAUGGAGAGAGCUUCAUCACUAGAAGAUCCUGUCGUCCUCUCUCUGUGAGUUUAACACACACAGCUCACUGAUUGGUUCGUUUUAGAGGCUCAUACUUCCUGUUGGUGAUCCUCUUUUACACUAUGGUGGUAGAAGUCACCUCCCUCGACAUUUUACUGCACCAGUUUCAAACAUGUUAGCAUCUAUUUGUAGUUUAGACUCAUGAAUAUGAAGGAAUCAGAACCAGGUUCAGAACCAGAAUCCUCCAAACUGAGGCCCCAACUACACGAAUGCGGAUAUAUUUCAAACCACACAUAUUUAUGUCCGAUUAGGCCUUCCUACCACACCAAAGCGGGAGUUUGGAGCACUCAAACCAGAUAAAUCUGAAUCCGGAAAAACAAGUGGAGAAAUAAAAAAAUAUCCGUAUCCCGUAUCCAUAGUGGAUUCGUGUGGUUGGACUUUUAAGGGAUCGAUGACGUCAAACCGCAGCUCGCGCAUGCGAAUUAAAAAGAAAAACAACAACAACAACGAUGACGGACAUACAGGGUAUUCUUUACGUUUGUUUUGCCCUUUUGGGGCUAAUUUCAGCCUUGCAAGUGAACCUUAUUUUAUACAAUUAGAUCCACCAGUCAGCCAGCUCACAGACGCGUCUGCUGCGGCCAAUACUUUUAUUGGUCACAUGGUCCGUCACAUGGACCCGACGCACUAGUGUAGCUUCCGCAAACAAUGCAUGAUGCAUCACGCUGUUACGAUUCGUCGGCCAAUCAGUUAGCUUUGUUCCUGAAUUUUUUUUAAGCGGCACCAGAUAGGAUUGAGUUUGAAGGCUACGUGUGGACGCAGAUAUUUUUGAGAACGAACACGGGUGGACAGAUACAUUUAUUUAGAGCAGCUGCAGGACGUCAGUGAAUCAUCUUCUCAUCAGCAGAGAGAUCCUGCUGCUUGGAAGGUAAUCCACCUGACUCAUGAUGUGACUCACAAUGAUGCAGAUUUUACCAGAUUUUUAAAGGGUGUCAGUGAGCGUUUGUUUUCAAGAGACUGACUCAUGCUCUUUUUUUGACAGCUGUUUACACCUCGGUUAACAAACACUGAAAUUAAGAUGUCUAAUUUUAGACUCUGAAGGUUCUUUCUCUAAACUCUUUAAGUUACAGGAGUAUAUAAACAGUUGGAAAAAGAUGCAUGCGCCCCUCUUUAGAGUGUCUGCUGCAUCUCACACUGUUAGCAGGGGAAAACAUAAGAAGCAGAGAGAGAUUGUUGUCAGUUUAUUAGGAGAGAAAAACAUAUUUUUCCGAGCUCACUGACCAAACCUAAUGAAUGAAUCACCGGAAUGGCAAGGCAGGACGAGCCCCCAAUUUGUCACGACCCGGCUCAAAAGUCGGACAAAGAAAAGGGGGAGGACACGGUCAACUCAAAGUAUGAUGAUUUAUUUUACAGAAUUAAUGAUUUUACCAACAAAAACGGAUGAGGUGUGUGCGGCAGUUAGUCAGUAUGUCUGUUGUUAGAUGAGUGAAAGCUGUGUGUUUAUGUGUAGCAUGUUGUACGGUGCAGAACCAAAAUCCAAAGGGGGCCAAAGCCAACCAAACAAAAACCCUGCUGCAACGGAGCGAUCUGCUGUGAUCUGAAAUGAUCAGAAACAAUACUGUGAUGAUGAACCACGCGGCUGUCAUCCAGAGCAAGGGUCAGACAGAAACCUGUGUCUGUGUCCGAUUAAAAUGACGAAAUUUUUUCCUAGGGCUGGGCGAUAUGGCCUCAAAUCAAUAUCACGAUAUAUUGAUCAGUUCACCCCGAUAACGAUAAAUGGACGAUAACUACUCCACAAGCUGCUCACCCCCUCCCACAUUAACUUCGUCUUCUUCAGCCGCCGCUCCAGCCACUCCAACCUUUGAACUGUCCUCCAUCUCCUCACCUGUCUUUCCCUCUUUGUUACGGACUGGAUGGGGUGGAGUCACAUCUCUGACGUAGGAGAAGGGACACGAGACCAUUGCCUACCUACACACAUCCAAAACCAACUCUGGCACGGUGCCAGAAAUCCGGCUCGGGUUUCUUUUUUUUUUUUUCUAAAUCAUGUCAAACCCCCCCCCCCCCCCCGGUUAGUUAGAUCUGAAUAUGACCGGUAGAGGACAGCAUUACGCUGGAUAGCAUACAUCCUGCAGGAGAAGAAGAAGAAAAAGAAAAAGACACAUCAGCGAGCAGCGAACGGCAAAUUUCCACCGAUGGAUGCCAGGUCCAUCAAUCCAGGAGAAGAAACGGCGAUGUUAGAAGCUGGGCUAGGGCGGAAGAGGCUGGAAUAGAUGGAAAGCCUCACGGUAGCUGGUGCCGAAAACUAAAAGGGCCGGGUGCAUGUUUUUGUGUGUCAUGCACUGGAGAGCUUAUAAAUGGCAGCAGUGGCAAAAAGUUCGGUUAAGUUUGAAAGAUAUUCACAGAUACUGACUCUAGGGAUCAAUAACUCCGAGACGAAACAUUGUCUAAACUCAAAUGAUGCCUCUUUCAUGUCGUAAUAGCACAGACUACUGGCUACAAGAAUCAAAAAACGAUUUGUUUUACAAAAACAAGCUGUUCUUCAAGCUGGAUGAAUAAUACUAAUCUUGAUGCGCAGCUGGUAGCCUGACAAGUGCGCAGGGAUCGUCUGCAAAUUACGAUACAAGAGCAUGACGCUGCAAACGAAAAUCAAUAGCUCCACUGUUAUACAGUACAGAGACUCCAUAUCCAUACCAAUGACGUAGGUUAUUGACGUAAAUGUCUGUAUCGGUAAAUUUUUUUAGGUUUAUCGCCCAGUCCUACUUUUUCCUACCUGAAGAUGAAGAGAAGAAUUAUCAAAACGAAACUCAUAAACUCAUCUGCUGUGAGUCAUUAUUCUCCUGUCAUGUUUCCUCUCCUCUGUUCAGACUGAGGCAGAACCUGAGAGAAAAACACGCCCGACACGUGGCUGAUCUUAAAGCCUACUAUGAGUCUGAGAUCCAGAUCCUGAGAGACAAACUGAAGCUCACAGAUCUGCCCGAAGAUUUGGAGAAGAGCAACCAGGUCCUCAUGAAAAGGUGUGUUUGACCCUAACAAAAGUUUUCCAGUUUGUCCUUUAAAAAAAACUGAGGGAUAUUUAUCUUUCACAUGAUGGAUUAACCCUCAGUGACAAGAUUUGAUCAUUUAAGAGACUUUAAGACGAUAAGAUGAUUGUAAAUCUUGUUUUCAGAGUAAGAGAAAAAGGAUCAGGUGUUUGGAGUCUUCUUCGAGUGACUAGACUUUAAUUCAUUUUUUUAAUCCUGCAUGUUUUUGCUCUUGUGGAUCCUCAGGUGUAAGCAGCUGGAGAAAGCUCUGGCUGAGGCCACCGGUCGGAUUCAAGAACUAGAAUCAACAAACAGCUCUCUGGAGAAAAAACUGGUGAGAAAACAGAUACUUACUUUGAAUAAUUUGGGCUUAAUCUAGUUUGGAAAGUUGCGUCAAUCCCAAAUAAGUUAAAAGCUUUUUUUUUUUGUAUUUCUGUAAUUUUUGAGGUGUUUCCUAAAGUCCUAAGAUUUAAUUCAGUUCUUAACCCUUUCUUAACCUCCGUGUGACUCUGUUUUCAGGCAGAGUGGCCGGAGCGAUACGCCGUCGCAGGUGCCACCGUGAAAUCCCUGCAGCAGCGGUUGGAGGAGAGCAAACGCUCCGGCAAAGAGAAGGACGCUCAGACGGUUCGUCUGAAGAACCACGUACGGCAGCUGGAGGAGGUGGUGCAGAAAGCGGGCAGGGAGGCCGACGAGAAGGAGGCGAGGAGGGAGAGAGAGUACAAGAUGCUGCAGGAUGUAAGUCCGACCCUAAAUUCCUUUUUGAUAGUAAAUCCUUCAUUAAGUCAGUAUCAUCAAACUUAAUGGGUGCCUCGUUUACUUUGUGUCCUCAGCUGCUCGGAGAAUACGACUCUCUUAUGAAGGAGCAUGAAGGAGUCAAGGUGAGUGAUCCUGACUCUUUCAGAAAUGAUCCGAUUAUUCAGACAGGAGGUCAUCCUCACGAUUCCUCUUCUGCUGUUUUUGUUUCCUCAGAACAACCUGCUGUCAGCUGAGAACAAACUCGUCGACGCAAACGAUCAGAUCUCCGACCUGAGGAGGUGAGCGUAUGGGAUGUGGAGUUUGACACAGAGUUUUCCAACACUUUUUUGGACUUUUAUUUAGAGAGGACAGGAAACAGAGCUGUAAACAGGAAGUCAGAAGGAGAAGAGUCGAACCAUAGACUACAUAGAGUCUCUCUGCCUCCCUUCAGAUUAAAGAGUUUAUCUGGAGGUAACGUUCUUAAAUGAUGUAAAGACAGUCAUAAAUUUAAACAUAUUUGCAGAGAAAGUUAAUACAGCUUUACAGCAGCCUGGUCAUCACUGUCAAACAGAGUAACAUCCUCAUCAGCCGGCUCCUGCAGUUUGUGAAAGAGUGACAGAGCAGAUGGAGUUGUGAGAAUGAAUCGAUGAAGCCUAAAGACGGUGUCAGGGCUGCAGGAGAGACAGCGCUGCAGCUUUCCUUUGCAGAUUCAGCUCAAGAGGAGCAGUGUUCGGGAUCUGUCAGGUCGAUACAGCGAAUUCACAGACAGAUUGAAAAGCUCAGCUCACAGAUCGUCAAUAUGGGUGUCAUAGGAUUGGAGCUGAAACAGAUGGUCUUUAGAGGAGGAGGUAAGAGAACGAGAUUAGGGAUCGAGGAGAAAGAAGUGAGAGAAUCCCUCAAAUAUCAGCCGGAAGAUCUCAAUAAAGACAAAUAAAUGAAAAUAAUUUACUGUAAAAGGAUCCAUCGAACAUUUAUAAAACCAGAGCACUGAGUUGGUGAAGGAUAUGGAAGUAGAAAAGGGUGUAAAAGGCUGUUAUAUCUGCACAAAAACCUCCAACUUCACGGUCUAUCGGAUUCAUUAAACCAGGAGAUGUCAGAGGAUCGUUAUUAAAGCCGAUCAAAGUCAAACAGGAGAGGUAAAUUAAAGCCGGACCAUGACAGAAGAGACGACCUUUUAUCCAUAUGUGACCGAGCGUUCAGAGAGAGGUCAGCUGAAGGUCGUGUUUCUUCUCUGGAACGGGGAGAAGUUUUCACUGAAGUUAUAACAACUUUUGGACCACUGGUGCUUUUCCACGUCCAAAAAGUUCAUUUUUAGGAUCAGAGGAGGGGCUCAAAGAAGCAAGUAACCACCUCAGAAAUAUUAAAAUGACUUUUAACACAUUUGAAAAUUUUUUCCACAUGAGGUCCUAAUCAUGCAUUUAAAAAACAGUGUUUUCUUGGGGAAUUAUUUGGUCUGUCUGUGUCUCUCAGUGCUGUUGUAGGCUGAGCUAAACUUCUGUACAGAAAGUUAGCAGAGUGUGGAUAACAUAUGUGGGAGAAAACACUGACGGCAAACCCUUCUGCGGUGGGGUGAAAAUAUACUGAUAUCAGCACAGGAAAAAAAUUAAACACAAAAGCCCAACAUAUAAAUAUUCAGCAAACCAUCGGACGUUGAUUUACUUGGACGCUCUUCAAUCUUCCUGUUUCCUGCUGGUCUCCAGUGGGUUGGGCGAAUCCAAAAUGGUGAAAACAAAGGGGGUGUUCUUGGACAGGCUGAUACCUGUGAAAGGGGGGUGCUCCAAAAACACCCCCAUUAGCACUUGGUAUGUUCCCCCUGAUGGAAUUAACCAUAGACUGUAAAUUGACGUGGAAAAAAUCGAAUUUUGGUCGACUCGGCACGAAUCGACCGAUAAUUCGACCAGGAUUUUUCAGCCCUAAAGCAGACUGUGUUGUUUAUUUCGGUCCUUCUCUCAGACUUAAUGUUGUUAAAUAGUCUUUUUUUGUUUUGUUUAAAUUGUUCCGAGGAGGUUUCGUUUUUAUAAUUAGAGUUUCUUUAUUGAGAUAAUUCGACAGAAACUGAUCACUUUGAAAGGAUGGUGUCACCUCUCUGUGUCUGAAAACCUCACAAUCGCCCGUGUCUUUGUAUCCCUUAGAGUGAUCUCCAAACUGGAGACUCAGGUGAAGCAGCUGGAGCACGAGAACCAGGCCAGGGCCCGGUACACUCCUCACAGUAACACACAACCAUCUGGAGCUGGGUAAGGACUUCAUGAUCUGAUAAACUCUCCUUCAUAUAAUCAGGUUCUGUUUCCCUCAUCACGCUGAACUUAUCAAACACGAGUCUCUCUGUUCUGGUUCUCAGUCUUUUCCACCACCCGGACCUGCUGCUGUCCCCCAGUAAAGGCAGGAUAGAGCCCGACAUCACCCGCAGAAAGUCCCCCUGCCCUCCAUCCCUGUUCCCCCAAACUAACCAAUCAAGUGUCCACAAGAAGUCUCAGCAUCCAAUCAGUGAUCAGUCAGGAAGUGGGAGCUCUGUGGAUGCUCCUGAGGGUGUUGGCGUAUGGAGGUGUGUGUUCAGAUCGGUGUUUCUGUAGUUGGUGAAGUUUUCAGGUGACUCACUGAGACCCUCCUUACAGGUGUGCGUCUCCUCCUGAGUGUGAACAGUCUCUGCCUCAGCACAGACUCCAGGAGCAGAGCGGCGCUCAGAGAGAGGCGGGGCGGAGGGAGACAUCCUGCGCCAUGACGCCCAUGAUGAAGGCGCUGAUCGAGCUGGAGGAGACCAGAGCCACGGAGAGCCGGGCCCCCUGUAAGAGCAACUCCACGAGCACCCACAGAGUGACUCACAGGCUCUCAUUAGAUUAAACCAAACUGUCAUUUUCUCUGAGCUAAAGGUAACAAUACGAUAGUUAUCCUGUCACAAACCCACACUUCACCAGAUUUAGACCCCUGCGCUCUCUGACUCACAAACUGAUCCGGAAAAGGUCAUAAAAAUAUUCACAGGAGUAACUCGAGGAAACUGACAGCAAAUAACGAGUCCGUUUCCCCCUAAAAGUCCAGUUCCUUUGUCCAGGGUGAGCGCUCUGUACUGCGCCCAGGCAUGGCACACUUCCUCCAUCCUGGCACGGUUAAAAGAAGCGGGCUUUGGCGUGGGCCUUGUUGCCGAAGCACCUGUUUUUUUGUUUACACCCAAACGCCACAUGUCACAUCGACACAGUUGGACGGAGAAAACCUGAACGCUGUCAGGAAGUCAAUGAAAACACACUUUGUGAAAUCGUCUGUCACUCUCUCAGGAUAUUUUACAUCAUGACGGGUUUUUUGUGUUAAACACAUCUCUAUGGUUUCUCCUCAGGGAUCAACAAUCAGAAGACCACGGUCGGGUUCGUGGAGCGCAGACACAAAGAGGUGAUUCAGGAUCAAGUCAGGCUGCAGAGCGACAGAGAGGUGGUCAAACCUGGAGGAGCCAAAAAAAUCAACGGAGCUGCAGCUUUACUGAGAGCCCAGAGGAUACUGUCUCCAGAGGGCCACAGAUCCUCCUCUCUGCCUCCUCCUGGACAGAGGAGCAUCCCUCCAACUACACCCAGUGAGUCCAGCUCUGUAGAGGCUCUGUUCCCUUACUCAGCUCUCAAAAACAAACUCUUCUGGAUUUCAGUUGGAUGAAACAAAGAAAUCCAUAAGAUCUAACUGAGGUUAAAGGCUGUCGAGGAUCAGGACAGGUGCUCAAUUUUCUUUUCUCUUCCUCCCAGCGAAGAGAGAAACUCUCCUGAUGCCUCUGUCUGCAAAGUCCAGCCCUAAACGCUGCCCCACAGAGAACUACUCCACCGCUUUUGGUCGUCUGAUGCCCAGAGAGGAACAUCUGAUAAAAAGGUAAGACACACAUUAACAGGAAACAGUCGACAUCAAAUUAAAUGAACCCUUAAAUGUAAGAAAUCAGCUCUGGUAAGAUCCUGAGUGGGUUAGAAAUUCUUCAAGUCACUACAAAAUAUCAAAAAAGUCUCAGGAUUUUGUAGAAAGUUGGCAACAGUUUCUUAGAAUCCCUCAAAAGUUACUCAAGAUCGAGAAAGAGUCCGAAUCUGUGUCCUUGUGUUUAAACCACCAGGUGUCAUCCUCCACACAUCAGAGCUUCAGUCUCAAUAUGACCUGAACUAUAAAAAGCUCAGUCAGACUCAGCCAAGGCUGAUCAAGUAAGAAUUUCAGCUCGAGUCCCCGAACAAGGAGGUUUAAGGUCUGAUUUAGAGCUGGACGGACAGCAGAGGAAGUAUGGCAGUCUAAAUGAAGAUGAUCAAACCGUUCUGUUUGUGCGCUCUGCUGUCUGCAGGUUUGAUGGACAUGUCGAUCAGAGGCGUCACUCCUUCCACAGCAGCAGCCCCAGAAAAAGACUCCAGUUCAUGUCAGCAGAGAGAGAGGAUGGUAAAAUAUUCAGUCUUUAUACAUAUUUAAAAAUAUCUGGUAAAAAAAAAAAAAAGACUGGUGCAAUCAUGUCUGAAUGAGGUGCAUUUAAGGUCUGAUGUUCUCAGUUUUGUAUCUCUGCAGAAGAUUCUGAGUAAACCUGUAAUUUUAUGUAUUUUUUUUAUCAAAGAUUUAUGUUUAAUAUUUUAAUAUGCAUGUGAAAGACAAAUUCAGCAAAUUAUGAACGUUUUAACAACUUUUAAAAUAGAACAGUUCUCCAAAUGUGGAUGUUUGAUUUAGACCGCUCUAAUUUUUCAGAUACUUCUGUACUGUAAACAUCACUGUCUGACACUCAGCUGUACCUCCAGAUAACGCUGUCCUUCAUUUCCCUCUCAGAGUCCCAUCAGUCUCCAGAGUCCUCAGGCGGCACGAAUCCCUCAGAGGGAAACUCCCAGCUGGGCUGGGAGGAGCAAGCAGCCUGUGGAGGAUCUGACCUGCUGGACCCCUGUGAGGACUCAGCUCCUCUGCUUCUGGACAGACUCCACUCGCUGGCUGAGGCAGAGAAACUGUUUGACGAGCUGACGCAGGAGAAGCUGCAGGUAAUAGGUUUUUUUUUUUUUUCUGCGAUCAUUAGCAGGCCCAAUCUCAAUCUGACCCCUACACAACCUAGAAACCCUCGUCUGCUCCACCGUUGGUCUGGUUUUCUUUUGCAGGUCUUCAGUGUUAAAUUCAGCCUGUUUCUCAACCGGCUAAAAACUCCUCACUGUAGCUUCAAUGAGUCACUGCAGGAAUAAGAUAGGAUUUGAGAAAGCAGUGAUACGUUCCUCUUGUACAACCAAUAAGUUCAAACACAGUGAACCUAUCGUGUAAAUAUUUACCCUUUAAAGACGUGUUACAAACAGGCUCCUCCUCCUCAAACAGCCUUUACUGUCACCUCGGUUUUUAACAUUACUGCAUGAGAAAUUAUUGUAAAGUGAUGAACCAAUAACAGUCAGAGGUGAAGUUUGCCAACUUUAAUAAUAUUGCUGACAGUUUUCUGAUUAAAUUCACUCACAGUGUUUUAAAGUGUUGUUUUUAUUGACCCUUUGUGUACUUUCAUAUAGAAUUAACUGUCAUCUCAGAUAUUCAGCUCUGAUCUGUAACAUGAACUUUAUUGUUUUUCUAUCACCAUUAAAUGACUUCUAUUUUAGGAUGUUUAUAUCCACACACACACACACACACAUACACACACACACACACACACACACCUCCCUCUCUCUCCUGGUCACACAGGGACACCAGCCUCCUCAUUCACAGAGCACACGCUCAUCUUUUCCCAGCACGCUAAUCUAAUGAGUGCGAGUGUUUCGCUCCAUCAUGUGCAGGUGGUUUCAUCGAUACAUUUAUUAAUGUUAAUGGAUGAUUAACUUUUAUUGUGUGUGUGUGUGUGUGUGUGUGUGUGUGUGUGUGUGUGUGUGUGUGUGUGUGUGUGUGUGUGUGUGUGUGUGUGCGCGUGUAUGUGUGCAGAUUGAAGCAGCUCUGAGCCGUAUGCCCGGAGCAGGAGGCAGAGUGAGUCUACAGACCAGGUUAGAUGAGGUAAGACACGCUCAUAUUGAUUCUCUCAUCCAUGUUCGUAUCGUUUAACCGUGUUGGUGUUUUAAAGUAAAGUAGUUUGUCAGGAGAUGAUGUUUUAUUAUUCCAGCUUCUAAAACAUGAGGAUCGACAUACUUAACUUUAAAUCUGACAUAUCUCUGGACUCAUUUAUAAGCUGCUUCGUAUUGACGGCUAAUGGAGCGAUGAGGUGAGUAGAGGCCUGUAUACGAGGAUGAACCACAGGUGCAGAUUUCUGGGUGGAUCAGGUUUAUAAAGGGAACAGUCUCACUCUUAGUUUGGACCCUAUGUGCUUUCUUACUCUCUGUCUUGACACCGCCUGCACAGCUAAAGAAAUCAGUGAAUCCUUAUCUUUGAGAAGCUGGAAGCAGAUGAUGUUACCUCCAUGAGUUAAUUGACCCAUAAAUCUUUGAUAAAGUCGUUCCACUCUCACUCCCUCCCUCUCUCCUCCUCGUCUCCUCCUCUCUCCACCUCUCUCCUCCUCGUCUCCUCUCGCCUCAGGUGGCCUUAGAGAACCGUCUGGAGAGAGUGAAUCGUGAGCUGGGAUCCAUCCGCAUGACCCUGAAGAGGUUCCACGUCCUCCGCUCCUCUGCCAACAUAUAGCAAUGUCUGUCUUUUUACAGUGUAGAUGCUAAAACUUAGUGUCUUGAUUUUUUACAGUGCACUGAUUGUCUUUAAGUCUCUUUUUGUGCCAUAAACUCACCUGUACAGCAGCACCUUUUAUACCUGUUACUUAUUACUCGGGGAUAUUUUUUAUAUGUCUGACAGAUAUGACGAUUUUUGGAGUAUAUUUUUAGUAAAGCACAGAUUUGUAAAGUCCUUUACUUUUUUAGUCACAGAAAUAUUAAUAAGACAUGUUUUAAUCGCCAUAUUCAGGUGUGGAUUUUUAAAAGCUUUCGGUGUAAAUUUGACUUUCCAGCAGACACGUUUAUCCACUUUGGAAAUUUACGUCACUGCCAUUAUAACUCACAUUUAUGGACCUUUUGUUAUUGUUUUAUUCCAUCUGAGACCACUCAAAUAUUAUUUAUGAAUAUUUUUGUACAUCAGAUUUUAAUUUUAAGUGUUUGUAUGUUUUUUUACGUUUGUAUUUGAUUUCUUUCUGGGCCAAAUGUAUUUAACAUGAAGAAAAACAUUACUUGAAUCAAAUUGCCUUUUUUUGCUUCUUUAUUUUCAUGUUUGCUCAUCACUUUGUUUGCUUUAUAUUUGAAAUUCUGCUGUUUCUUGGUGAGAGCCACUUGUAAAAUCAAAACCAGCACACUUUCUGAGGAUCAAACACACACACACACACACACACACACACACACACACACACACACACACACACACACACACACACACACACACACACACACACACACACACACACACAACAUUUCCACACAAACCUUCAAUCGAUCAUUUGAUGCCUGUGCAUGGAGUUUCUUGCACUGCUUCCUUUGCCAUGCAGAUUUUCCUACCUGACAGGAACUUCACUGGAACUAUAAUAUUGUUGUUGCACAAUAAAUGAAGCUUUUUUGAUAACCUGA